GAUCCUCCACCCCCGAGCGGCGCGUCCGCGAAGAACAACCCCCGGCCGACGACUCUGUUGUCGACCCAACAACAGUCCGAGACCACCCGACACGGCAAACAUGGCGUUGGAUUUCGCAGCCACGUACAAGGUCCUGGUGCUGGGCGACUCGAACGUCGGCAAGACCUGCAUCGUGCAUCGUUACUGCGACGAACGGUACUACGACACCUACAUCUCGACGAUAGGUAUCGAUUUCAAACAGAAGAUCAUUAACUUAGACGGCACGCCGAUAAAGUUGCAAAUUUGGGAUACCGCCGGCCAAGAAAGAUUUCGAACGUUGACAACGGCGUACUAUCGCGGUGCCAUGGGUAUCCUUUUGAUGUACGAUGUCACUAGCUUGGAGAGUUUUAACCAUCUGUCUUACUGGCUACGAAAUAUCCAAGAAAAUGCGUCACCGGACGUAGUAAAAGUUUUGGCAGCGAACAAAUGCGACGCGACCGCACACCGCGCCGUGGACGCCGAGAGAGGUCAGAAGAUCGCGGAGAACUUCGAUAUGCCCUUCUUCGAGGUAUCGUGCAAGGAGAACAUAAAUAUCGAAGAAGCUUUCCUCACUCUAGCCAGAAGGAUACGGGAACAACGGGGCCGGCGGGCCAGCCUGUUCGAGGCCUCCGAGAGAGAAGGCGCGGACAGCGUGAUCAAGGCGCAGUCCCCGUCUCAGCAGGGUGACGCCUGGAGGAUGGAGGCGAUAGUGGAGUAUAACUACGUGGCACAGGAGGACGACGAGUUGACUCUGAAGAAAGGUGACAUCAUCACCGAGAUCAAGAUGAUGCUCGGGGGAUGGUGGGAGGGCACCUUGCGCGACAAGCGCGGCAUGUUUCCUGAUAACUUUGUUAAGGUGUUAGAGUCAUCUGCGACCAGUGGUGGUAGCAGCGGUAGCAACAGUGAGACUGUGAACAACGUCAAACCCGAUGAAGUUACUUUGAGAAACGGAUCUGGCAGACGUUUGUGCAAAGUCCUCUACAGUUAUGAACCUUGCAACGAGGACGAGUUAACCCUAGUGCCGCAAGACUCCAUCGAGUUUAUGGGAGAAGUGGAAGAGGGAUGGUGGAGGGGUCGUCUCAGGGGCAGAGUCGGUGUGUUCCCCUCGAACUUUGUGUCCCCACCUGUUCUUGAGGAACAGGACAAACACAAGGAUCGAGAUAAGAAGGAGUUGUACAGAGUACUCUUUCCUUAUGAGGCUGCUAACGAGGACGAACUCACCUUGGUUGAGGGAGAGAUCGUCACACUUUUGUCCAAGGAUGCACCAGACAAGGGUUGGUGGAAGGGAGAAUUGAGGGGACAAGUGGGCUUGUUUCCUGAUAACUUCGUGGAGAUAAUCGGCGUGAAGAAUGAACAGCAGGAACAGGAACAGUGGCAUGAAUCAGCAUCGGUCAGUAUAAAGUCGAGUAUCAGGCAUUCCCAUCAAUUGAAGAAAAGCGAGAAGGCGCACGUGAGGAUAAGUCUGGAUCCCAAGAAUAUGCAUCCGAGUAAUAUAUCAGAUCACUUCCCCGUCAUAGACGGCACUAAAAAGGCCUUAUCGACGUCAUUGUCAUCCGUGUCGUCGUUGACGAGCACCGGAAGCGGAGGCGGCGAUAAGAAAGCGACUGGUGGCCACUCGAUCAUAUCGAGCCUGAAACGUCUCGUGAGCGACGUGGGGAAUAAUAACGGUAUCGGCAACACGAGUGCCGCUUUGGGCGAGGAGCUGGAUGGCGUGGAGCGAGGGGAAGGCGCGCCGCUAUUGCACUUGACAGCUUCUCGCGCUAAAGCGCCCCGCCGACGCCUGCCUUCUUCGCAAUAUCUGCGCUAUUACACCGCUGGGUCCGGUGUGAGCGCACCCCCGAUGCUGCCUGUUCUCAGCACUACAUUCCCAGCACUUCCGGAGGAUGACCUAUUCAAUGGGCGCGCCGACACGGAACAAAUACCGGACGAAGAGACGGACGGGCUCGCGGCGAAAGCGAGGAGAAAAGCACCAUGGGUCGAGGAACUGAAGAUGAAUCAAAUGGAAAGGAAGAAGAUAGCGGUCGAACGAACGGACAAGGCGGAAGUGAAGAAGGAACGAACUUUCUCACGAUUGAUCACGCCAACGAACGCCGCGGAUUCCGUCGACAAAGCGGAUGCCGAUAACGACGAUAGCAAACAGAAAGAGACCAAAAGUCCGAGAGCCGACGCGAGCCCCCACGCUGACCACAGUCCGGCUACGCCAUCCGGACAGCCGGCCUACGUUCCAUAUGCCCUCUACAGCAAACUGUUGGAAAGGGUCGCCGCGUUAGAAGAGAAGCAAGCAGUAUUGCAACUGACGGUAGGACAGCUCUCCGAACAGCUCGUACCUCUCCUCGCGAAUGCAUCGAUUAACAACAAAGUAUAAUACGUAUAUCGGCGUAAAAGAGAGAGCGAGAGAGAGAGAGAGAGAGAAUGAGAGAGUGAAAGAGAAAGAGAGGGAAAUCGAUAGUAUAUUUAUCUGCCCAUAUUACCAGUGUGUUGUUUUCUCAUUGCGCCAUUAAUGGGAAAGAAACUAAUGCUGCUGCUAGCAUGUAAUGUUUAUUACUAUAUUAAUGUUGUUAUGUAUUUAUUCAGUUUUCUGGUAGCAUCCGUUUAUUGUUUGCUCCAUCAGUGCAGUAUUCGUGUGGACCGGUUAAAAACGCAACAUUCCAUACGACAGUCUUCGCCUGUAGAAGUAUUAUAAUAUCCCCGUCAUCUGGUUGCCGAUAAUUUUAACAGAUCUCACUCCGACUGCCGUUGUGCCCCCCUCCCCUUCCCCCGUCUUGAUAAUCCCGGCUAUUUUACGACUGUUUGUCCGUAGCGUUCGCGGCCGCAAAUGCGGCGAUUUUAACUGUGUAUAACUAUUCCAUUCCCUUCAAUUUCGAACUCACACGACACAUAUCAGAAACUUGCGACACAAAUCCUCAAAUGUAUAUUUGCACAUAUUCUAAAUCGUUGCGACGAAACCAUCCCCCACAUGAUAUCAGUAGCACGACAAAACUUGCGACGCGAAGUUCGAAAAAUGAAAAAAAAAAGUAAGAAAGAGAGAAAAUAGCGCAAGUGUCCUUCCAGGUGGGUGGCCGUGCUCAGUUUUAUUAAUUUACGUUUAAUUUGUUGUUUUCUUCUUUUUAUACAUUACUCGAGCGGCGUAUCUUCUAAGGGAAUUUACGCCGGAUCGCGUGAUUAUUUUAAUUUUAACUUUGUCAAGCGAGAAUACAUCAUAGAGGGAGAAAACGAGUACUUAAAUCCCGUAGUUCUCGAUAGGGCGCAAGAACACAUAAUUGUGAUCCUCUCAUCAUUUUUGUCCAACGAAUACAGCUGCCUCGCGAUCAUUGUGUGAUGAUUUGCCGUAAGUUUCUUGAGUGAUCCGUGUGCCAACGCAAAGCAUUUGUCCGGGAUGCCUCGUUUUCGUUCGCCGCGUUUUACCGGGACGCCUCAUUCGACGAUAGGGAAUAAAUGAUCCCCCAUCGAUCGCCGGCGAGUGAUAUAUCACCGAACUGUGACUAAUAAGUGACUAGUAAUGACCCGUACAAGCCUAAGUCGACGCGUACGUCGAGCCAUUAUUUUCCACCCGCUUAUCGAAGCAUAUUCCAUUUCGGGUAUGUCUUUGAAACGGUGCUAAUAACGCGAUAUGUGAUAUAUCGUAGUGUGUCGCAUGGUUAUAAUGUACACGUAUAGGAAUGAGGCAGCGAGAGAUUCGUAAGGAAAAGGCUUCUGUUGCCUUGAAUGAAAGUGUAUCGUGAGAGAACGAUAAAUUUAGGCGCACUGCAGUUCACUUAAAGACGAGAAACGAGAGAGAAAACGACAGCAUUAGCCGGUCUAUUCGAUGUGAAUGAUUCGCGAAUCGUGUUGAAUAUGAAGAAGAGAGAGAGAAAGAGAGAGAGAGAGAGAGAUGAUGUUUUUAUUUUUUUAUGACGAGACGGAAUUUUAAGUGGAUGUGGUAAAAGUAACGGAGAUUUAUAGAUUAUAUGAAAGAGGAAUACGAGAGAAACGAGAAACGUUAUUUAAUUUUUUAUAUCGGUAUUUCACGAGACAUAGUUGAUGCUUUAGCUAACAAUAGCGGACUGAAAGGUUUUCCUCCGAUAGCAGUCAGGUUGAUACAAAUGAUAUAUCUAUAUACAUAUGUAUAUUUUAUUCUUUUCCGUUGAUUUUUUCCCCUUUUUAAAGAGAUCACGUGAGAUCGAUGUAACAUACGAUACAUUGUGAGAAGUCUGGCAGGAUUUAAGAUUUUAUUCACUCAAUCCAUUUUUUAUAGAUGCACCCAUUCAUUGAAUCACCAUUCGUACGUGAACCACGCAGUAUUUAACGCUUAUACAAGAUAAUCUAUACUUUUCUGGGGCGACUCUCAGUCAUUCAAUGGUGUGUCUCGCGAAUACGCUUCGACCGUAUUUAUAUUGACGCUUUUAUAGCCCUAAUAAAUCUCGCGAGAGGAAAGUCUAUAUUUGCAUUUAAGUUUGCGGAAUACUCCUUUUUGUCAAAUUGAUUUCACUGAUAAUGACGUGCGUCUUUAUUGUUAUCGAUUGUGUAUCAAAAGUCCGUCCCCGAACGUCGAAAGGAAAUCAAUGAACAGAUUCAUCACAUAAGUUGUUCCCCUUAUCUUAAGGCUAUAAUAUCCUUAUAAAUGCAUUUCUUAAUUAAAACCCUGUAUGUUGAAUAGUUUUUAAUGCGAUCGUUUUGUUUCUUUUUAUUUGUUUCCUUGUGGAAAGAAAUUAUCAUUGCUAGUGUAUCAUCUGUAGCGCGUUUGUUACUUUAAAGUAGAUCGAUACGCGCGUGUACUGGAUUUUGGAAAAAAAAAAAGAAAAACUUGCGCCGCGAGAUACACUCGUCCGCACAACGGUCUGCAUCGGUUUUUUUCCUAUGAAGUCACGGACGAGCUUGCUUGGCAAUGGCAAUGACAGAAGUCGAAUGACAGUAUACGGUGUAAAUAAUGGCCCUUUAUUAUACUCUUAUCUGAUCGGUAAAAAUAUAAUAAAAAUACUUAAAUGUUUCCUGAAUCUUCCGUUGCAGUUGUCGUCGGGUGUCUCGUAUACUAUCACUUCCGCUCCUGUCAUAACUGAUUGACACCACGUGAACUCAUGACCCAAGUAGGAAUUUGCUAUUAGCGAGGUACUGGCUCAAUAUCGAUUUAUGGUCACCCAUAAUACUGGAUAUCAGUAGAGAGAGGCCGGGUCUGGUUGUCACACUUGUUACACACUAAUUAAAAGAGAAAGUUGUAUGCGAUAUUUCAUGAUAUUAUGUACGUUAUAAUGUAGCCAUAUCCUUUAGAUAAGAAGAAAAGAAAAGAAAUAUUAAUCUUAUCUUAUAAUUAUUAAUCUAUAUAUUUAUGCACAAAUAAGUUAUUUAAUUGUAAACAAGGUCGCGCAAAUAUGACAUCUCAAUUGAUCCUAUACCCAGGAUCAAUUGUCACAUGUUUUUUAUGUAGAGAAAACAAGACAAAUAGUUUGUUUAAACGUGGUCUUUUAAUAUUUUAGUAAAAUUAGUGAGAUAUUACAUAACGUUCGCUUUUUUUUUUUAUGCCAGCCCGUGCCAGUGUCUUGUACUGGUAGACUAUAUGCGACUUCAACAUGGGGAACAGCUCGCGAUCGUGACUAUUUGACGCGCUCCAAACUUCAUCGGAAAAAGCAUUUGUGAGCCGUGCAAACGAGUGUGCAAUCGCGAGAAUAGCUUCCACGAAGUUCGACGAGCUGUAAUUGAUUAACGAAAUCGCCUUCAACAACGUAGAGGCCUGUUCGUGUCUGGGAAAUAUUGGGUCAGUCAAAAAGUUCGGCUUGACUUUCCACCUUCUUUGACGGAAUCGAUUUUGACGAAUCGACAAUCCACCUAUUAUCUUCUACGACCUAUUUUAUCUUCUAGAGGCAUGCAAAUGCCACCAGAACUUUGGUGAUAAAUCAUAAACAACGAUUGCUCUGUCGAUGAAUCAUUCGUUUCCGUUUGGGCGCAACAGGGUGAAAAUUUUGACUGGAAAAUCCUUUCGACUGACCCGGUAGAACCGCGCGGAUGAUUUCGCGAACCACUUUCUUUCUGUCCAAUUUCAUGCGAGACUGCUUUGGUUUGUGGUAUGCACCAAAUUUGACACAUUCGUUUCCAAUGUGAUAUCAAGGAUACCACUCUCUUAAUUGGCAUCUAACACUGACCAUGCUUAUAAAAAAAGAAAAAAGAAAAGAAGACAGAAACGAAAAACAAUGUUCGAAAUAAACGAGACCACACCACGACGACGGAACGUUCUCGCAGUCUUAUUGUAUCACUCUCACCGCGGAGAGAAGUCGCACAUCUUUUAUACUUUUAUAUUCACGCCGCAGAAUAUAUCAGGUAAAAGGAAAAAAUGAAAAAAAGAAAGGUUUCAAACGCGACAACACUUUUACGUGGAAUAUGUUCACUCGUGUUCGUACAUACGAACGGAGGGCCUCUGUUUGCGAAACGCGACACCAUCGUCACAAUGCACACUCCUCGCAGACACGACGCGUGACAAUAAAUAAUAACAUAGUUGUUAAGCUCGAGCUCGGCAGAUCACCUUUGCUGUUUUUUGUAAUCGCGUUACAAUUACGUCUCGCUACUUAAGUAAGGCCGUUCAUCCGAUCAGCGUGCGCUGCUGGGAGCUCAAAUUGACGGGUGUUUCGGUUUCCGUUUUCAUUAACGCGCGAGCGCGCCUUUUUUACACGACGAUAUUUUUACAACGAAUACACAACUCGUUCGUUAAGUAUGGAUCAGUCGUCGUUUCGUCACUCUUAAUCACAGCUACAUCGUCUUCCCUUCGUAACGAACUCUUCGCGAUCCGAUUCAUUGCACUUGUACUUGAAACGCACUUAAACUCUUCUCAACGGCACAGCGCGAUCGUUUUUUGAGGUAUAAACCUAGAUAGAUAGAUAGAUAGAUAGAGAGAGAGAUAGAGAGAGAGAGAGAGAGAGAGAGAGAGAGAGUAUACUUUGGUGGUUUAGUUAUGAUCCGUACUUACACAUGUUAUCAUCCCGUACGUAAACACGCCUCCUCCCUCCGCAUCGCUGUCGACAAAAAAAAAUACGGAUGCUUCGAGGGAAAAUUAAUUAAUUAAACGCGCCCGCUAAUUUGUAAAUACGACCACCUUGUAUCAUUAUCACUCCGAUUCUCCACGUGCAUCGUGAAAAUGUGCGAAAGAGAGAGAGAGAGAGAGAGAGAGAGAGAAAGAAAGAGACGAAAAGUCGAUCGACGAAUAGUCGAUGUCGAAUAUCAGUCGAUAUUUUCGUCAUUUUUGACCUUGUAACAAAUAUUGCUUUUAUUUCAAUUGGACAAUUAAAAACAUUUCUAUAAGUUUCCAAGUCGUAAAGAAGCUGAAAAAAGUCCUAAUCAGUUGUAACAGUAGGUAAAAGAAUAUAGAUAAGAUAGAUAAAAAUCAUAAUAUAGGUAAUCGUCGACGUCGUUGUUUUAAGUUGUUGUUAUGUUAAUUUCCGUUUCAUUUGUUCCUACGUUAUUUCAAAGAUUUGCCAACAUUAUGCUAUUACAGUAUUUUUUGAAAGAUGCAAGAUACAAGAGUACUCCGAAAAGAUGUAACAAUAUCUAUAAGCAUAAUCCCCGAGAUAUCGCCAGGACAGAUUCCUGUUAGACCACGGAGAUAAAGCAAAUGCUGAUCACGGUUAGGAAAAGGAUGGGGUGACCACUAUUCAGGAUAAAAUCUACGAAAGGAUUCAUUAUGAGAUGAAAAGAUGUAAAAGAUAAAGUGGCAAUUUUUUUUUAUUUAGACAAAAUAAUCUAACAUUAGUCUUUUUAUCUCGUUUAUAUCGACAUAAUUUUGUGGCAAAUAAUAUUUUGUAAUUAUAGUAAUUAAUAUCGAUGACUGGUCGAAAUUUAUGUCUAUAUUUAAGUUGAAUCGACUACAAAUCUCGACCAUCGAUAGACCAUUACGAUCGACGUCUAUUUGACUUUUCAUUUCUAGCUGGGAAGAGAGAGAGAGAGAGAGAGAGAGAGAGACAUUGCAUCCAAAAGAAUCGCGUCCCAAGUGCACUAUUAUUGUUCUAACACGCAGUUGGAUUAACGAUUCACCUAAUCGACCGAUGUAUUAUUAAUCAUGGUACAAUUUCUUAUACGCUUUCGACCACUAUCGGCACUACGCGAGCGAGCGAGCAUCGCCCCCGCGAGGAACCUGCUAAACUUAUAAACGGUGAAACUUAUUUUCCAUUAUUGUUGAUGCUCGGCAUCGAAUCUUAUCGGGGUGGACGGGACAUUUUUAUAUCUUACGCGUCGGCGCAGCGUGCGUCUCGCGAUAAAAGAGAAGGAGAAGGGAGAAAGGAAGGUGUCCUCGAUAAGUGUCCUAUCGAAGAGCGAUCGCACAGCAGCUGCUGCUAGCUACCUAGUUGUUAAGUGAUAUCGCUGUAGAAAGCAUGCUCUAGAAUGUAAGGAGAAUCGAUCGGUGGGAGCGGACGAGCCGACUCCCGCGCGUUGGGGCGAACCAUACCGAUUUUUAAUGUUAUAUAUUCACGUUAGGCCUAUGUACAUAUAUGUGUAAUGAGCUAACGAGUGAGAGUUAUAUAUAUAUAUAUAUAUUUACAUAUAUAUAUUUUCCCUUCCUCCUGUAUCUCGUGUCUCAAUCGUGCAUACAUGCCGUGUUUUAACGAUGAUAUCGUACCUGUAAAUAAAAAGCCAUCGGAGUGAAUUCUCCCUCUUUCCCUACAUUAACACACACACACACACACACACACACACACACACACACUGUGCGAAGCAAAAAAAAUACUGGAGUCCUGUAGUCCUGACAUUAAAUCUUUGUACAUAUUUAA
Messenger RNA from Dinoponera quadriceps, 8744 nucleotides. RefSeq names its product CD2-associated protein-like. Bases 101 to 2383 code for a protein of 760 amino acids. The transcript is spliced from 13 exons. Gene Ontology annotation, molecular function: GTP binding; GTPase activity; protein binding. The record is from RefSeq and is a predicted model, not a curated record. NCBI's taxonomy places the organism in Eukaryota, Metazoa, Arthropoda, Insecta, Hymenoptera, Formicidae.